AUGACAAUGCUUCCAUUGUUUGACGCGAGCAUAGAGAAUGUCCUCCUCUCUUCCGUGUCGCGCUAUGCCCUGGAUGCCCUAAUCGAUCCAUCCCAGCGGCGGCGGCAGCGCGAGGCGGAGCGGCGGUGGAUCCUCGAUCGGCAGCAGCAGCAGCAGGGCCAAGAUCGCGAGGUCAGGUAUGCGGAUCAGGCAGUGCUCGCGAAUCUUGGCUGGGGUAUCGACGCGCUCGAGGAGGCGAUCCAGACCGGCAAUGUGGAGACGAAGAUCGCUCGGCUGGAUUACGCCGAGAAGAUGCUCCAGGUGUGCGCGCUGCUGGAUCGGGGGAGUGAUACGGCGGGGAUCUCCAAUGCCUAUCUCGCUGCCUCGGCUCACAUGAAUCUGGCGCUGGUGUGGAAGCUGCGGAGCGACGAUCGCAGGGCCGCCGAGAAUCUCCUGGAGAUGUUCAUCGCCGAGCCUUUCCAGUCGAGAGUGGAUUUUGCUCCGGGGCUGUGGGAAGCGCUGUUCCAGCGGCAUUUGACAGGGAUCUCGAGCUGGUACUCUGAGCAGCGAGCGAAGCUACUCGCUGCUCCAUCAUCUCAGGAUCACGCAACACUUGGUCAUGGUGGUGACUAUAGUGUGGAUUUUCCUUCAUACUCCAGGGACGAUUUCUUUGCGGUUUCUACCGAUGAAGUGGCUCUCAACAAUCUCCUUUCGGCGGUUACUCCUGAGCAAGCAGCUCAACUCCAGGUGCUCGAGGAGCUCUACCAGAACACGCUGGACGAUCACACCCGACAAUAUGCCAAGUUCUACAGGGAUUGUUUGAGGCUUCCGUCGUCACAGCUCAAGGUGGUCAAGCCUUUGCUGCCGACUGCUGAGCCGCCGGCAACGGACGAAGUCUUCCAGCCUUUGAAAGCUCAGCUGGAAGUGAUUCAGGAGCAUGAGAGCGACGAAGAGAGGGAUGGAGACAAUGAAUUAGUGAACGACACGGAAACGCAAUUGUCGUUUUCGCGGCAAAUCAAAGAUCACAAGAGCUCUGAAGACAAGAAACAGCCAGCAAGCGCGACUUCUUCAAAUGGAGCUUCACUUUCGCGCUCUUCCUCGUUUGACAAGAUGAGUGAAAGGUCGCACGAGCAUGCGCAUCCUAUGUCAAGAUCUUCUUCAAUCAGUGCUGAGUUUUCAAGACCAGGGGCUCAACAGAAAACGUCUCGAUCAUGUUCCUUUAAUCGGAGCGAACUGGAUACGAGUGAGCGCUCACUAGAGCGAAGGUCCUCGUUGAAUCACGUCGAGCACUUGAAUUCUAUCUCCAGAGACGGUGAUAUUUACGAUGAAGAAAGGUCUGUGACGUCUGAAACGGAUGCGUAUGAAAGACGCAUGGUCAGGCCUCCGAAAGACUUUGUCUGCCCCAUCACGAACCAGCUCUUCGAUGAUCCAGUGACACUUGAGACAGGACAGACUUACGAACGAACAGCCAUACGGGAAUGGCUGGAAAGAGGGAACACAACUUGUCCCAUCACCCGGCAGCUCUUAAAAAAUAGAGCUCUUCCAAGUACCAACUACGUGCUGAAGCGGCUGGUGGAAAACUGGAAGGAAAUACACGGUGCCGGCAAUUCUAUGGAGUCCUUUUACGACGAGAACCAAGAGCUCUGGCAAGAUUUGGAAAAUGAGGAUGCGUUGCUACGUUCUUCUCCGAGCAGUGUCAUCAGCUCAAGCUCCAGGCAAAGUCAAGCGCACAAGAAACAUAUGAAGGGUGACGCAUCCGCUGUUGAAGGCUUCAUGCACGAGCUAAAACCCGCGGUGGAGCGUUUGUGCGUGUCCGAGGAUUUGCAAGAAUGCGAGCAGGCCGUCAUGACCAUCGCAGCAGUCUGGGAAAAGUGUUGCGGUGACUUUAGAGUCGAGGCCAGCCUGACCAAAGCCAGCGUGAUCGAGGGACUCGUAGAGGUGCUGUCGGUUUCAGUAGCGCAGGAAGUGCAAGUUGCUGCAGCUCGGAUUCUCUCGGCACUGGUUGCAAGCGAUGAAUUUACGAGGCACACCAUCGUCAGAGCGGACCCAGAACUCGAGUCGAUUGUGAGGCUCUUGAAGAACGAAGUGGCUCAAGGAGCUGUUCUUCUUCAUCAGUUGAAACUCUCGGCGAACGAGAUGAACGCUCUAGACAUUGUAGCAGACCUGGUGAAAAUCCUAAGGAAAGGAUUGGAUGGUGUACAAGGACAGGGUGACAAACUUUGUAGUCCAAAGGCUGCCGCAGUUGGCUUACUCCAGCAACUGGUAUCAACAAGUCCCGAGAGGCCUCAUUCAAGUGCUCAUUUGCUACUGGCUCUGGAAGCAGUCCCCAUUCUGAUAGAGAAUCUCAAAGCAAAGGACAUCGACGAGAGGCUGUCCACCAUCUCAGUCCUGCUUUGCUGCAUGGAAGCAGACGGCCGGUGCAGGAACUUGAUAUCCAGGACUGCACAGUUGGGACCUGUUGUGGAAAUCCUUGUUAGAGGCUCUGGUUCCGCUCGGGAGCUGGCUACAUUCUUCUUCUUGGAGCUUGCUCACUCAAACAGGAGAGAGACCAACAACAAGGUGCUUACAACUGUGAAGAACGAGGGGAUCCUUUCCACGAUGCAUGUUCUCUUUGUUGCUUGUCAAAAGGCGCCUAUUGAGCAUAAGCAUACGAUUGCAGUGCUUAUGCUUCAGCUUGAGAUUCUGGGCCAGCGACGACAGCAAAGUAUUUACAAAGAGGAAGCUUUGGAUGCAAUUGUAGCUGCACUGAGCAGAGAGUCACCAUUUGAUUGCCAAGUUGAAACAGCUGAAGCAUUGGUGGCAUUAGUGGGAAGAUUUUCGUAUGCGGGUACGCCUCUAACAGAAGCCUGGCUGCUCAAGUUAGCUGGUCUAGAGCAGCCUUAUGAACUUCUUACGAACGAGGAUCCUCAACAGGAACGCGAGGCUGCAGAAGAAAAGGCUGCAAAUCUGUGGGAACUGAAUGCGGCUAGAGUGUUCCUUGAAUUCGAAGGAGGGGCAAUUCUGGAGGCUCUCGGAGCUAUGUUGCAAAGCAAAAACCUCGAGUUAUGGAAGCCGUGCAUGAUAUUUGCAGUCUGGUUGAGUUUCGUGGUGAAAAAGCUGCCUAGCUCAGGUCUCCGGCCAUAUUUUCGUCGAUAUUUUCUGGCACCUUUUGUGGUAGCACUGGAAUCUGCGAAAAAUGUCCAACAAAAAGUAUUGGCUGCGUUGGGACUACACACAUUCCUCGACGAUCCAGAAAGUAUGCAAGAGCUUAUUGGCUACGCUAAGGAUGUGGUCAAGCCAUUGAGGCAACUGAAGAAGGUGACAUGGAUUGCACAGGAGUUUAGUGAAGCUUUUAUCAAGUGUACGUCGUUGAAUCCAAUGGAGCUCUGGCAACAUUCUGAAGUUGGUCAAUUGGAUGUCACUCGAAGCGGGGAGGUUCGAUGCCUCGCACGAAGUAAAGGAAGGCUUUUCAGCGGACACUCCGACGGCAGCAUUCAGGUCUGGGAAACAAAGAAAAAGGUGCCAACUUUGCUUCUGGUACUUACUGACCAUAGCAAGGCCGUGACGAGCCUGGCCUUGUCGUCGUCUUCAAACCGGCUGUAUAGUGCCUCGCUCGACAGGACUGUUCGGGUGUGGGCAAUCUCACCGGAGAGUGUUCUCUGCAUGAAUGUGUUGGACUUCAAGGAAGCCGUCGGUGCACUGGCCAUCAGUGGAUCUACAAUAGUGACCGCAACAGCUCAAGGCAAUGGAAUCAAGGUACAAGCUGAAACUAACUCGUCGAAGCAACUCAAUUCUGGCAAGCACGUCCAAUGUCUUGCUGUUUCAAAUGGAAAUGUCUAUUGUGGAUGCACCGAUACGAGCAUCCAGGAAGUUGAUCUAGAGGAAAAUUCUGUUGUGACCAUCCAGCCAGGAACGCGAUCUCUACUGGGAAAGAAGCCAGUCUACGCUAUACAAAUUUUCAAGAGCGAGAUUUUCUCUGCUGGAGCUGUUGUGGAAGGAGCAGCAGUCAAGGUAUGGGAUCAAACCGACUACUCUUUGAAGCGAUCUCUUCCCACAAACUUGGAGAUUCGAUCCAUAGCAGUGCACGACGAUUUCCUGUACCUCGGAUCGUCGUCGGGAAUCAUCGAGGUUUGGCUGAGGGAGAGAAACACUAGAGUCUCGGUGCUUAACAUUGGCAGCAAAGUUAACGCACUCUUGCCGGACGGAGAUGUUGUCUACAGCGCGUCAGAGGAUGGAAAGAUAAGAAUCAUCUCGUUUUGAUAGACGUCCAAAGUUUUAACUCAGAGCUUGGAUUGAGAAAACAAAUUGGUCUAAUUCCAAACAUUGUUUUCAUCAUUAUGGAAGAA
Molecule: messenger RNA, 4304 nt
Organism: Selaginella moellendorffii
Lineage: Eukaryota; Viridiplantae; Streptophyta; Lycopodiopsida; Selaginellales; Selaginellaceae
Product: putative E3 ubiquitin-protein ligase LIN-1
Exons: 13
Coding region: 1-4218 (1405 amino acids)
Biological process (GO): protein ubiquitination
Molecular function (GO): protein binding; ubiquitin-protein transferase activity
Source: RefSeq, a predicted model, not a curated record